Molecule: messenger RNA, 1942 nt
Organism: Coccidioides posadasii C735 delta SOWgp
Lineage: Eukaryota; Fungi; Ascomycota; Eurotiomycetes; Onygenales; Onygenaceae
Biological process (GO): mRNA splicing, via spliceosome
Cellular component (GO): post-mRNA release spliceosomal complex
Molecular function (GO): RNA lariat debranching enzyme activator activity
Source: RefSeq, a predicted model, not a curated record
CAGCCCUGAUCUUUACUCGUGCCACCAUUUCAUCAGCAUGAGAUUACUGCUUUCAAAGAAAUGGCUUCUAAGAUAAUUGUUAUUGGAGGCAUCCAUUCUGCGUUCAAGGAGGUUUUCGGCAAACUGCAAAAGCUUCAAGCAAAGCAAAACUUUUCGUUUGCCCUGGUAAUCGGUGACUUAUUUAAGGGAGAUUCCGAUACCAGUGACGAAGAACUUUCUGCCCUUUUGCGGGGCCAAAUUGCUGUGCCUUUGCCAACUUAUUUUACAGUUGGCAGCCAUAGAAUCCCUCAGGCUGUUAUUGAAAAACUAGAGAAAGACGACGAAGUUUGUCCAAAUCUAUACUUCUUAGGGAGACGAGGCGUCCUCACAUCAUCUGAAGGUGUCAAGAUUGUGGCGCUUGGCGGUAACUGGGAAUCAGCGGCGACUCCCGUUGCUGGAGUGAAUGAGAAAUAUUUGCCGCAAUACACGGAUUUUGACUGCAAAUCAUUAUACAAGACAGAAUAUGCGGACAUUCUUAUCACUAAUCAGUGGCCGAAGUCCGUCCAGAGCGGAUCAAAGGUCAGUGUGUAUGAAACACGUCCAGUCGAAGGGGUUAAAUGCCUUGCCGAUCUAUGUUCCAUCCUGAAGCCACGAUAUCAUUUUACUUCGCAUGAAUCCUUCUUUUAUGAGCGUGAGCCAUUCUUUCAUGUACCCGCAGAGGAUGACUCUGGAUUGAAGUACGUCACAAGGUUUCUCAAUUUGGCUCCCUUCAACACGUCAAAACAGAAAUGGAUGUAUGCCUUCAAUUUGGACCCGAAUGCUCCCCCUUCCACAUCUCUCCCAGCGGCAGCCACGAUAACGCCGUUUCUGAACGCUCCAAAGAAAAGAGAGCCCAUCCAAGAACAAGGCGAGGUUUUUAGCCGCUUUUCACAAAGCGAUGAUUACCAUCGACCCAGGAAACGAGCGAAGAGAUCAGCCCCGGACCAAUCAGAAUGCUUCUUCUGUUUAUCAAAUCCAAACAUUGCGACUCAUCUCAUUACGUCGAUUGGCACCGACUCUUAUCUCACAAUCGCGAAAGGCCCAUUGACAACGGCUGGUACCUUUCCUAAACUUGGCUUUCCAGGCCACAUACUGAUUAUUCCAUUAACCCACGCGGCAACAUUUUCAGCCAUGGGCGAUCCGGACACCACAAAGACAACUUACGAUGAGAUGCAAAGAUACAGGUCUGCCCUCCAUUCCAUGCUAGAGGAAAGAUCAAACGGAGAAUUGGGUUCUGUUACGUGGGAAGUGAGUCGCAGUGGUGGUGUCCACAUCCAUUGGCAAUUUCUUCCUGUACCGUCGAGCCUAAUCUUCCGCGACCUUCUGGAAGCCGCGUUUAAGGUGGAGGCUGAGGACCUGAACUACCCUAAAUUUGAGAAGCAGACUGUUGAAACUGCACCAUCGAGUCAGGGUGAUCAUUUUAGAGUAUGGAUACGUGGACCGGGGAGAGGCUCAGAGCGAGAGAGUGGAUCAUCUCUUGAGACGGUACUGACAAUGCCCCUCUCUGGAAAGUUUCGAUUUGAUCUCCAGUUUGGACGAAUUGUGAUGGCGAAGCUUCUUAGGCUCGAAGACCGGAUCAACUGGAGGGAUGCCACACAACCGCAAGACGAAGAAACAGCCGACGCAGAAGCUUUCAAAUCUGCAUUUAAAAGUUUUGACUUUUCACUUGAAGAAUGAAGCCGCCCGUCCUAUGGAGCUACCGGCCCUUCAUAGAGCCGCAAAACCGCUUGCUGUGAGCCUACUGGUAAGCAGCGGGAUACAGUUCUCGAUUUGUAACCGUCUUGCCCGUGCCGAGUGGGAGACGGAGAGCCGAUAUUCGUCACAUUUAUACCACGUUCUACUUUGGGGUUGGAUCUUGUAUUAUAUCUACAGCACCGUAUGCAUUACUUCAUAUGUCCCUAGGUCAUUAUUUAUUGGGGCUUUC